AUGGCGACGUAUAAGCUGGGCGUGGAGGUCGCAAGCGCUCAUGACCUGAUGCCCAAGGACGGGCAUGGUUCAGCCAGCGCCUGCGUCGAGCUCAACUUUGACGGCCAGCGGUUCCGAACGGCCAUCAAGGAGAAAGAUCUGAACCCGGUGUGGAACGAGCGCUUCUACUUCAACGUCUCCGACCCAUCCAACCUCCCUGAGCUCGCUCUCGAGGCGUACGUCUACAACGUCAACAAGUCUGUCGAGGCUUCCAGGUCCUUCCUCGGCAAGGUCAGGAUUGCCGGGACCUCGUUCGUGCCCUUCACGGACUCUGUUGUCAUGCACUAUCCGCUGGAGAAGCGUGGGAUGUUCUCGCGCGUCAAGGGUGAAUUGGGCCUGAAAGUGUACAUCACCAAUGACCCCAACAUCAGGGCUUCAAACCCUCUUUCGGCGAUGGACCCUGUCUCGAAUAGUUCUCCUCCAACUCCGAGUCAUGCUGAGCAGAUCGCGGCUGAUAUAACCGGUACUAAUCUGAACAAUUCUCAGGAGCACAGGAAUGAGGUGAGAACCUUGCAUACCAUUGCCAAGGACGUGCAUCAUAGUCAACAUGGCCAUCUUCCAGCCUCUUUUGCCGGGCAGCCUACCAACUCCAAGUAUGGUGUUGAGCAAAUGAAACCUGAACCACAGCAGCCCAAGAUUGUCAGGAUGUAUUCAGCAGCCUCCCAGCAGCCCAUGGACUAUGCACUCAAAGAAACUAGUCCCUUUCUUGGUGGUGGACAGAUUGUUGGUGGUCGGGUUAUACGUGGUGAGAAGCAUGCUAGUACUUAUGAUCUAGUGGAGAGAAUGCAGUAUCUGUUUGUGCGUGUGGUCAAGGCAAGGGACCUGCCUGACAUGGACAUCACUGGGAGCCUAGAUCCUUUUGUGGAAGUGAGAGUUGGCAACUACAGGGGCAUAACUAAGCACUUCGAGAAGCAGAGGAACCCUGAAUGGAAUGCUGUCUUUGCUUUCUCUAGAGAUCGUAUGCAGGCGUCUGUCCUUGAAGUGUUGGUCAAAGACAAGGAUGUUAUGAAGGAUGAUUUUGUUGGCAUGGUGCGCUUCGAUUUGAAUGAUGUACCGAUACGUGUGCCCCCUGACAGUCCACUGGCUCCAGAAUGGUACCGGCUUGUUCAUAAGACUGGGGAUAAGUCAAGAGGCGAGCUGAUGCUGGCAGUUUGGAUUGGCACCCAAGCUGACGAGGCAUUUCCUGAUGCAUGGCAUUCAGAUGCUGCUACACUUGAUGACCCAUCUGCUGUAGCACACAUGAAGUCGAAAGUUUACCAUGCUCCCAGAUUGUGGUAUCUUCGAGUUAAUAUAAUUGAGGCCCAAGAUAUUCUCAUACACGAUAAGACCCGCUAUCCAGAUGUUUUUGUUAGAGCACAAGUUGGGCAUCAGAAUGGGAGGACAAAGCCUGUUCAAGCUAGAAACUUCAACCCAUUUUGGAAUGAAGACCUUAUGUUUGUGGCUGCUGAACCGUUUGAGGAUCACCUUAUUCUGACGCUUGAAGACCGUGUAGCUCCUAACAAAGAUGAGAUGCUUGGCCGCAUAAUCAUACCAUUGACAAUGAUUGAUAGACGGGCUGAUGACCGUAUUGUCCAUGGGAAAUGGUUUAAUCUAGAGAAGCCUGUACUAGUUGAUGUGGACCAACUGAAGAAGGAGAAGUUCUCUAGCCGCCUUCAUCUCCGCCUCUGCCUUGAUGGAGGGUAUCAUGUUCUGGAUGAGUCAACAAACUACAGCAGUGACCUCAGGCCAACAGCAAAGCAACUCUGGAAGCCAUCCAUUGGUUUGCUCGAGCUUGGAGUCCUAGGUGCUCAAGGGAUUGUUCCAAUGAAGACACGAGAUGGAAAAGGUUCAUCAGACACUUAUUGUGUUGCAAAGUAUGGGUCAAAGUGGAUAAGAACACGUACUAUCAUGAACAAUCCAAACCCCAAGUUCAAUGAACAAUACACCUGGGAAGUCUAUGAUCCGGCAACUGUCCUGACUAUUGGUGCUUUUGACAAUGGCCAGCUUGGAGACAGGAAUGGGGAGAAGUCCAGUGGUAAAGAUGCGAAAAUUGGCAAGGUUCGAAUUCGUCUUUCGACACUAGAAACUGGCCGUGUGUACACCCACUCUUAUCCUCUCCUGGUUCUACACCCAUCAGGGGUGAAAAAGAUGGGAGAGCUGCACCUAGCAAUACGAUUUUCGUCAACGUCAUUGGUGAACAUGCUGUACCUGUACUCUCGACCUCUGCUACCGAAGAUGCACUAUGCCCGUCCAAUACCAGUGCUUCAGGUUGACAUACUGCGCCAUCAAGCUGUCCAGAUUGUGGCUGCCCGUCUUAGCCGAAUGGAGCCACCUCUGAGAAAGGAAGUUGUUGAGUACAUGUCAGAUUUUGAUUCUCACUUGUGGAGCAUGAGGCGAAGCAAAGCAAACUUCUUCAGACUUAUGUCAGUCUUCUCAGGCGUGUUUGCAGUCAGCAAGUGGUUCAGUGGUGUCUGCGCAUGGAGGAACCCAAUUACCACAGUGCUAGUCCACAUCCUCUUUAUCAUGCUGGUGUGCUUUCCGGAGCUCAUACUCCCAACAAUUUUCUUGUACAUGUUUCUGAUAGGGAUUUGGAACUACCGUUAUCGACCUCGCUACCCUCCACACAUGAACACCAAGAUCUCUCAUGCAGAGGCUGUUCACCCAGAUGAACUUGACGAAGAAUUUGACACAUUCCCGACAAGCCGGAGUCAAGAGAUUGUAAGGAUGAGGUAUGAUAGGCUGAGGAGUGUUGCUGGAAGGAUACAGACUGUUGUCGGUGAUAUAGCAACUCAAGGGGAGAGAAUCCAAGCACUGCUUAGUUGGAGGGACCCUCGGGCCACAUCAAUAUUUGUCCUAUUUUGUUUCAUGGCUGCUAUAGUGCUGUACGUCACACCUCUCCAAGUUCUUGCAGCAAUAGGAGGGUUCUAUGCCAUGAGGCACCCAAGGUUCAGACACAGGUUGCCUUCGACGCCGGUGAACUUCUUUAGACGUUUACCAGCAAGGACCGACAGCAUGCUAUGAAGUCUGGCAUCUGGUGGCCUUAUCGUUGUAAUCCGUAGAAAUAUUCCAUGUCUGUUGCUGUAGUUUGCCUCUCUUGUUAUCUGUAACUGUGUUUGUUGUUCAGAACUUAAGAACCUGUCUAUCGUAUUAGUUGCGGAGUCCAGGGAAUAAUGUGCUGACAGCUUAUCAUGACUCAGCAGGUUUUGGAAUCGUGCUGAUCGUUGUAAGAUAUCUAGUAUUUUAAUGUUCAAUAUCGUGCUCGACUGGUUAUUGCGGUCUGUAUAUCUGUGUUUCUUACCACUUGAGUAAUUGCAUCUUUCAACAUGUCUUUCUGUGGCUAGUUUCUGCAUCCAAGGUUUUUGCGUGAAUUUGACCUGAUUCUUGUGCAUGCCUUGAUUAAAAUGAUGCUGCUUUGACUUCUGUAACAAUGGUUGUAUGACUAUAUUUGGCAGAAACAAUUGCUUAUAACUAUGUUUCCUUCCCUUCCAUUUGCAUUUUAAUUUUAAAUGCUGUCCAUUAAGGAAUGGCCAAAGGUAAGUAAUUGUAGUAGCUGGUGUACAGUAGGCCCAAAGUAUUUUGUCUACUUCUCAUUGUAGCAUUCUAGGCCAUUGAAAUAAUUGUGAUUUAG
Messenger RNA from Lolium rigidum, 3646 nucleotides. RefSeq names its product FT-interacting protein 3-like. The record is from RefSeq and is a predicted model, not a curated record. NCBI's taxonomy places the organism in Eukaryota, Viridiplantae, Streptophyta, Magnoliopsida, Poales, Poaceae. The transcript has a single exon. The coding region runs from base 1 to 3039 and encodes 1012 amino acids.